AUGAUAUAUUCUCCAUUAAAACGUUUAACUUUCUUUCCUUCAAAAUUUAUAAAUAGAGUGCAAUUUUUAUCAUGUAGUAUUCCAAAUAGAUGUAAUUUAGAAAGUGAAGAAAUUGAGAAUAUUCCUACAAAUGAAAUUUUAACAAAAGCAACAACUAGACCAAGAGAUUUACUUCCUUAUAUUGAUACAAAACUUCAUGAAGAUGAUUUUUUUAAAAUGAGUGAAUUGGUAACAAUAAAUGAAUUAUUUAGAAGAAAAGUUCAUUUUGGGCAUAAAAUAGGAACUUUAUCAGAGAAUAUGAAAUGGGCUUUGUAUGGAGAAAGGCUUGGUAGCUUUAAAUUUUUUAGCACAUGUUGUUUAUCGUGGUGGAAUGGUAUUAUUUGUCUCAUCUGA
This is a messenger RNA of Strongyloides ratti, 393 nucleotides long. RefSeq names its product 28S ribosomal protein S2, mitochondrial. The record is from RefSeq and is a predicted model, not a curated record. Bases 1 to 393 code for a protein of 130 amino acids. NCBI's taxonomy places the organism in Eukaryota, Metazoa, Nematoda, Chromadorea, Rhabditida, Strongyloididae. The transcript is spliced from 2 exons.